Drosophila biarmipes is the source of this 3589-nucleotide messenger RNA. Its product is annotated as adenylyl cyclase X E. The transcript has 12 exons. The record is from RefSeq and is a predicted model, not a curated record. NCBI's taxonomy places the organism in Eukaryota, Metazoa, Arthropoda, Insecta, Diptera, Drosophilidae. Bases 157 to 3486 code for a protein of 1109 amino acids. Gene Ontology annotation, biological process: intracellular signal transduction; cAMP biosynthetic process; adenylate cyclase-activating G protein-coupled receptor signaling pathway. Gene Ontology annotation, molecular function: adenylate cyclase activity.
UUGAUUGAUUUCCAAGCUCAAAUCUUUUUGAAGAAUAUACAAAAAAAAGGAGAAUACUUUAAGGUGAUCUAUGGUUUUAAGAAAAUCUUUUACUUUUAUGUCUAAAAUUUGUGCUGAAGUCAAUAAAAUUGAACUUCUUUGAUAAACACUUUUGAAAUGGAUCCAGGUUACAGUGAAAAUGACGUGGACUAUCUUUCGCUGGGCAACAUGCCGGGCUUGGAGUGGAAACUACUGCGCUACAAGUGUCGCGAACUACGACUGGAGGGCAUUUACCACCGUCACCGCCUCUUGAUUUCAGUGGCCCUUGCGAGCCAGGUUUUAAUUAUCAUUGAAGUACUGAUGCUUAUUCACGUGAUUCUGCUGUUCAGCGUGGUCCAGGACAUCGAUCUGAUCACCGUUCUCCCCUAUUUCGCGGUGAUGCUGCUCACCCCUCCCAUUUUGAUGGCCAGCAGCGAGCCCAAUGCCGAGCACCACGAUCGUAUAGCCGUUUUGACCAGCUGUCUGCUGGCCCUCCUGCUAACUUUAAUGGACUUGAUACUGCCCCUUUGCUAUUUCACCUCACAUUCGCUGGUUCCAAGCUACGAUCAUGUGGUGAUUGUUAUGAUUUACCUGAUGUUUCCCAUUGCCUUUGUGGAAAACGGGAGAGUUUACCUUCUGGGCCUGGCCGUUUCGCUGGCGAACUUUGCCUAUGUGGUGUGGAUGGAGACGAAGGCAAAUGCUCAAGAUUACAAAAUUUAUGAGCUGACCAUUUAUGCGGCGUAUAUCCUCUUCCUCAACCUGAUCGGCAUGUUCUACGCGGGCUUCAGGGAGUACUACAUGAGGCAUGGGGUACUUAGCCGCUAUCAGUUGGUUCAACAGAACAUUAUAUACCAGAUGGCCAUGAAAAAGGAAAAAGCCUUGCUGGACUCCAUUAUGCCUCUCAUGCUGGCCCUCGCCUUGCAAGAUGCCAUCGCCAGCCACAUCGAGGAUGAUCCAAAUGGUGUAAUCCCCUUCUCAAGAACUCGCCAUUUGUUCGCGGAACCGCACUCGGAGGUGUCUAUUCUGGAGGCGGACAUGGUCAACUUUACGCUCCUGACCACCACAAUGGAAGUGCCCGAACUGGUGUCCAUCCUGCACGAGCUGUUCGUCAGCUUUGACCUGGCUGCUAAUCGGAACAGGGCGACACGCAUCAAGUUCCUGGGGGAUUCCUACACCUGCGUCACUGGGAUUCCCAACUACUUCCCCGCCCAUGCCAACGCCUGUGUGAACCAGGCUCUGGACAUGAUUGACAUAAGCCGGGAGGUGAGUAAGCGUCGCAGUCGGAAGAUUGAACUUAGGAUCGGGGUGCACUCUGGGGAGAUACUGGCGGGUAUCAUUGGGCACACCAAGUGGCAGUUCGACAUCUGGUCGGAGGAUGUGAACAUUGCCGUUCGGCUGGAGAUGUUUGGGCUGCCGGGAAUGGUGCACAUUUCCAGCCGGACACUGACCUUGCUGGACAACCACUAUGUUUACGAGGAGGGCACGGAUUCGGCCAAAAACGAUCCUCUCCUGCAACACGCCAACCUGAGUACCUACCUGAUCAGAAGUCGUCUGCCUGACUACCAAGAGUCCGAUGAUUUCGAGGACGACAACUUCUCGCUGAGCGAUGACUAUAAUCUCAAUUUCAGGGAGGAUUACGAGGACAUGCAGAUCAGGGCCCAGCGGGAGAUGAUCCUCGAGGUGGAGCACAUGCCAGUGAAUCGAGUGCAGUCGUGCAGGUUUAGAACUAAGGAUGCCAAAAGCAAGCAGAACAUUAACGAGGAGUACCGGUUCAAUCUGGAGUCCUUCUACCCCUUCACCACGUUUCGCAACUGGAGGACGGAGUGGGCCUUCAACAAGCAACCGGAUCUUUUGAUGAAGUACAGCCUGGUGAUGGUGGUCCUCGCUGGGUUCACGAUCAUAUCCAUGGAUCUAAUCGAACAGAUUGAUGACUAUAACUACACCAUACUGUUUUGUAUGUUUCUCCUCAUACUGUUGGCCCUUGUGGUGGCGGUCUAUAAGAAGCUCUGGCUAAGAGGUCGCCGACUCACUCCCUUGACAAGGCCCUCCUUCUUCCUGAGUCGCUGGCUGUUUAAGCUCUCCGAUCUCAUCGAGCAAUCCAUAUUCGUCCGGGUUCCUCUGGCCAUCGCCGUGCUAUCCAUCCUGUAUUCCAUGUCCUCGGAGGCAGUGUUUUCUUGUGAUGUGGCCAGACUGGAGCUGGAGAUUAUAGACUCGGAGCUGCACAACUUUACGCCCAAGCUGUUUUGCUUCCUGCCCUGGGCAGUGACUUAUGCAGUGAUCAUUGUGCUCAGUCUGUUGUUUGUCAUCGUUGGCUUUCCCGUGGUCAUCAAGUUGCUAGUGGGUCUCGCCAUUCUCGCCUGCCACGUGGUCACAGUCAACGCCUACUACGGAUUCGCUUUUGAGAGGGCGGAGACCACCAAUGUGGGCGUGGGAGCGAGCUUGGCCCACACCUGGUACCUGGUGGCCUUCUACAUCGUGGUGUUGGUGCGCGAAGGCUACAUGAACUACAUCCAGAAGGCGUCCUACUUCAUGGGCAUAUGUUUCGAGAAGAGGCACCAGGAGACCAAGGUAAAAACACGCUCCAUUAAGAUCAUCAUGGCCAACAUCCUGCCCUCCCAUGUGGCUGAGGUGUUCAAGACUCGACGGCGAAGCGAUCAGCUGUAUUACGAGAACUUCCCCCAGGUGGCGGUGAUGUUCGCCACCAUCGAGAACCACCAGGCGGAUAGGUUCGGACUUCGGGCUCUUCACGAGAUUAUCUGCUACUUCGAUGACCUUCUGAUGAACUACCAGGCCAGGUACAAGAUCGAGAAGAUCAAGGUGAUGGGCUGGACCUACUUUGUUGCCUGUGGCCUGGACGUAGAUCAUUACGAUGACUUCUCGAUAAACGUUCCAGUCUCAACCGAUUGGGAUGCGCAAAAAUCCGCUUCCGUUCGCUUUGCCCCUAUGGAAGAGGAUGAUGAUGAGAGUAGCACCCCCUGGAACACUUCCCUGGCAUCCGUGAACCAGGCCGAUAAAACAGUCCUGGUCAUGACUGAAUUCGCUUUGAAUCUGCUGAGGGUCAUGCAGGAGAUUCGGUCCAAGGGUGUGCUCUUCGAGAAGGACUCCAUAUUGACCGGCCGCCUGAAGAUAGGCAUUGCCCAUGGUCCCGUGAUGGCCGGCGUUGUGGGACUCUCGAAACCGCACUACGACAUCUGGGGUCACACCGUCAACAUGGCCUCCCGAAUGUGCUCCACGGGAGUGCUGGAUGGCAUCCACGUGACCCAGAGCACCUCCAACAUCCUGAAGGACUUCAACAUCCGGUGCAAUUAUCGGGGGCAGACGUUUGUGAAGGGCGUGGGCGAAGUUCCCACAUACCUUGUGGACCUGGACCAGAAUCUACAGUUCCAGAACCACCGCAAAAGCGAUGAUUCGAAGAGCAAGUCAAGCCUAAUAUCCCUGGAAUGGAUGGAUGAAAGAAAUAAUAAGUAAUCAUUUUAUUGAUCUGAGAGGCAACACGUUUUGAGUAUUAAUUUGCCCUGCUUCAUAAGUCAGAGUGUCAGCUUAAUCAAAUAAAAUAGUAACUAGCUACUGA